Molecule: messenger RNA, 436 nt
Organism: Zonotrichia albicollis (white-throated sparrow)
Lineage: Eukaryota; Metazoa; Chordata; Aves; Passeriformes; Passerellidae
Source: RefSeq, a predicted model, not a curated record
AUCAAGAUCAUCCGCCGCCUCGAGCACGACAACAUCGUCAAGGUCUACGAGGUGCUGGGCCCCAAGGGCGCCCGCCUGCGCGGCGACUUCUUCAAGUUCAACGUGGUGUACAUCGUGCAGGAGUACAUGGAGACGGACCUGGCGCGGCUGCUGGAGCAGGGCAAGCUGGCCGAGGAGCACGCCAAGCUCUUCAUGUACCAGCUGCUGCGCGGGCUCAAGUACAUCCACUCGGCCAACGUGCUGCACCGCGACCUCAAGCCGGCCAACAUCUUCAUCAGCACCGAGGACCUGGUGCUGAAGAUCGGCGACUUCGGCCUGGCCAGGAUCGUGGAUCAGCACUACUCGCACAAGGUGGGCAGUGCAGGGCUGGCCGGUACAGGAGGGCAGCACUUGUGGGGUGAUGUGGCUGGGCUGUGAUGGAUCCUCCAGGGGAACU